CCAUAUAAGGUGCUCAGUGUGCGACGAGCCAGGCGAGGAGGAGGACGUGAUGGCGUGCGACGCGCUGCUGCCUGGCCUGGGAGGCUUCGAGUACGUGCUGACGGUGGUGGGGCUGCUGUAUGUGGCCAAGGUGGUGGCCUGCCUCCUGUGGGCCGGUGCCGCCGCCCUCCGGGCACACUUCUGGUCCAGGUUGUGGGACAAGAAGCUGGUGGAGACCUACGGCAAGUGGGCAGUUGUGACUGGCUGUUCAGAUGGAAUUGGAAAAGAAUAUGCAAAAGAACUGGCCAAGAGAGGCAUGAACAUUGUCCUAAUCUCACGCACACUAGACAAGCUGCAAAAAGUGUCUACCGAAAUUGUGCAAGAAUAUGGAGUUGAAACUGAAGUUGUGCAAGUGGACUUCCUUGAUGGUCGAAACAUAUAUGAGGAUAUAGCAAAGCAUCUUCAGGAUAAAGAAAUUGGCAUCUUGGUGAAUAAUGUUGGAGUCAUGUUACACCAUCCAAUGGAGUUUGAACUUGCAUCCGAAAAGGAUAUUUGGAGCCAUGUCAACGUGAAUGUGGCAUCGGUACCAGCCAUGACGAAGCUUGUCCUCCCUGGGAUGCUGUUGAGAGGCAAGGGAGCAAUAAUCAAUGUAGCUUCCAUUGCUGGGCUGUACCCCAUCCCCCUCAUGGGAAUAUAUGCAGCUACUAAGACUUUUGUGGAUUUCUUCUCCCAUUCUUUAGAAUGGGAAUAUCGUGGGUCAGGCAUCACUGUUCAGACCAUCUUGCCCUCGUAUGUCUCGACCAACAUGACCAAAUUUUUAGACAACAUCCACAAACCCAGUCUGUUUGUCCCAGAUGCACCGACCUUCGUUUCUAAUGCCAUAAACACACUAGGUUAUGCUCGCCGUACUAGCGGAUACUGGGCUCAUGGCAUCCUAGUGUAUAUGGCAGAGAACUUUGGUAACAAGUGGAUAUUUAUGUUUUCCAACUAUAUGUGGAAUUCAUUUCUGCUACGGAAUAUGAAAAAGAAUCAAGCCCGCAACCGAUGAGGCUCCAGGUUCAGAGGCUAACCACUGCGAGGCUCGGCUAUUUCCUCCAUUGGCAGAACAUGCGUUUAGUAAUCUAGGGACUCGGCAACUCAUAGGUAUAGUGAUCUUUUGAAGGCUGUUAUUAAGGACAUUCAAAAAGAUUUAUUUUAUAAAUAUUGCCGACUGAUUGCCUAAUGCAUCAAGGUUAUCCACUAUAGUUUUUGGUAAAUAAAAAGGAAAUAUAUAAAUUUCAUAAAAUUAAUUAUUGUAUGAAGAGAUUUUAAAGCUUUCAUUGAAAGUUUCCUUGAUUAAAGUAAUUUUUCUGAUGUAGCUAUGUAAGGAUUUAUGGCUUAAUAAUUCUAUUCUCAUUGAUUUGAUGAUUGCAUCAGCAAGAUUCAACAAGGUGGAAGUGUGCUAAACAAGAGUUCAAGAUAGAAAGUACCAAUUUGCUUUGUUCAGAAAUCCAGCUCAACUGCCUCACUGCUGUCUUAAGUCAUUCACGGAGAUUCCUGUGAUUCACAAUCAUUUGCUUCAGGUAGGAAUAUUAUAAAUGUGUAGGAGCUGAAGUUUGGAGAACAUAGGUAUGAAAAAAAAACAUUCAAAUUGGAAAUAGUAAACACUUAACUGUUUGGUCUCCUCAGAUGUUAAGAAACAAUGGAUUAUUAAUUCCUUUGCUUCACAGGUGGACAUUGAAGAUUCGUGUAAAUUUUAGAUCAUUGCAUUACCUGUGUUUGGUCGUACUCACUCAAUUUGAAUUAAAUGGGUUGACUAAUUUUUAUGGAGUGUAGAUUACUGGUGGUACUGUUGUUCACAAAAUAUAGAUUGUACAGUAAACUAGCUGCUAUUUGCAGCAACAGUCAAAUGGCUCUUAGGCCCCCAAUCUUAAACUUAGAUCUUGGUUUUCUUCACAUUUUUCUACCUUCGUCUUCCAACGUAUCUAUCGACAGAAUUUUAAUGAACUACAAAUACAAAAUGUGAGGUUUAAUGUUCAUUACAUUAAUGUUUAUCAGUGACAAUAAAACAUUAAAGAUGACAAUUACAGCUUGUGAUACUGUGAUGAUGGGUAUUAAGCAUUGACUUUUGUUAACAUCGAUUUAUUCAAAGUUGUGAAAAAUGUUCAUGUCUGUAAGAUCAGUAUCCUUGAUGUAUGCCCUGAUGUUUUGUCAUUUAGAAUGCUAAUUCUCUGACAAAUACCUGUCUUGUGCCAUUGAAAAGUGCUUUGAUGCUAAAUAUACAAAUAUAUUUUAUAUGAAGUUUAUAUAUAAGAAAUACUAAAGAUUCAUUAAAUUUUAUGUAUUUUGUAUAAUUUAAAUUUAUUUAACAAAAAAAUUUACAUUUAUUUUGUAUUUAUACAUGCACAAAACUUAGUUUUUAGCGGUGUAAAAUUUCCUGUAAAAAUCAGGAAGCAUCUUCGGUAUGGUAUUUUAUUGCUGAUAUUGUCAUUGGUUCACCAUGCUAGUGAACGGAGUUAUUCUAAACUUCAGCUCUGGGGAUUAACUGUAUAAUUACUAGUUUAGCCAUUGUUAUCCUUUUCAAUAUCUUGCGACUUUGAAGGUGCUUAGCCUUCCCAGUUUGGUGCCUUCUUUUGAUACUUGCCAUUGUACAUUAUAAUGCUUAAAUGAUGGGUUGACAGUGUACUUUCUGUAUUGUCAAUGAGUAGCCUUAAACUCCUUAACACUAACGCGUGCGGAGCGUGCACUCUGCACUCUGAUGCCAUGCUCCCGGCGGUGCAGGCGAGCAUGUGGCGACACCAAAAUAUGUACUAGUUUGUUUUCUCGCCUUAAUUCUCAUAAUACAUCAUUCAUUUUGAUAUCAAUAUGUUCGCAAUUGAAAUCCCUACAGGGGUGUAUGCAUACAAGGUCCAAGAGCUCGGCGUGACUCCCCACAGCAAAGCCUAAAUUUGGCCAACCGUUACCCGUGAACGAGCGCCAAUUGGCACGCCGCAACCUAAUGUGUGUACUCGUUAAAUUUGAUAACAUCAAUUUUCGUGUUACGUCUUUCAUUUUGGUAUCAAAUUGUUCGCAAUAUAAAGGCUUGUAUUUUAAAACUAGUCCCAUAAUAGAACAAUAAAUGGAAUUUUAAAAAUUUUAAAAUUUGGACUACAAAAGUAUUUAUAAUUAAGUGUUCUGACCUCAAUUGUCAGGCUACAUCGUCAUUAUUGUAUCGAAUUGUGCGCAAUCUAAAGGCGCUCAUUUUGAAACCACUGCCAGAUCGAUCGGAUAAAAUUAAAAUUUUUAACAAAUAUUUUAAAAUGGACGCAAGCAAGAGUCCAUCACUUUGACUCAGAAAUAUUAUGGACUUGUUAAGAGUCGGGGGAGAGCGAUAGUGUUGUUAUAUUACUACUCACGUUUAUGUAAUGGUUCAUGGAAAGUUUUUAAGAUUUGGACAGAGCCUUAGCCUGUUUACUUCAGUUUUUGAACUUCAUUAUUUCUGUCCCUGUAAUAUUUUUAAUGAGAUUUGAUAAGUACACCUGUUGUCAUGGGCAUGUGUUGCAAGUUCAUUCCUUAGUUCUGUUGGUCAGGAUUGAAGGAAACCCUGAGAGAAUGUUGUGACCUUGCAUAUUCAUCAUAUAGUUAGUGGUGUACAGUUUGGAGAAGCAUGGUAUUGAAGGUGGUGAUUUAUUUGCUGGAAAUAAGGCACUUGUGUGUCCCACAAUAUUGAAAUAUUUUGUGAUCGUUGGCAUUUUCUUCUGCCUCACUAUAGUUGAAUGUCACACGUGAUUUUUUUUCUCCUGUAUAUUCAUACAUUCCAAUGUUGCUGUGAAUUUGUUUCGUCCAGAAGAUUUUGCUACACAUUCCAUUACUUGGAAGAUUUCUUAAGUUACCAAUGUUGCACUAAUUUCAUUCCUUGGGUGAGACGUUAUUUGGUUUAGCACUAUUAACUGUACCAUUUAGUAUAGCUUUGAGAAAUUUUGAGUUUAGCGUCAUGUUUGGCAGUUUGCAUAUAUCAAUGUCUCGGGAAUUUGUACACUAUUGCACGUUAUACAACAACGCUCACAAAUUCUGUUAGCAACUGUUGUAUAAUUACUGUUCACCCAUUCCAGCUCUUGCUUGUCAUUUUAACAUCUAUAAAGUUUUGUAACUUUGCAGACCAAGUGUUUUUAAGCUUAGCAUUAUUUAAGGCCCUUCUUGCUUUGUCAGUGCUAGAGAGGUUUUUUGUUUCCAUGACAACUUGAUAUUAUUGCAACUUUCAAAGUAAUCAUGACAAUGUGUGCAAUUUUGCAUUGUUUUCUUCCAGUUAAGUGUUCAUUGUAUUUUAAGACUGGAAAGAGUUUCCAUGGUGUGUGAACUUCAUGUUGAUACAAGGUUGUUACCCAUGUAACUUUAAGGUAAGAGUUUAAAAGAAGUUAUAUUGUUGGUAUUUUUUCCUAAUGUUUCUAUUUUUGUAUUUGGUUUUGUGAAUUUUCUUGCUUAUUUAACGGUAAUGGUAUUACAGGAUUACUGUUUUUUUAAGUCUACAAAUAUAUAUAUAUAUAUAUAUAUUUAGGCAUGUUAGUAAAGCAUUAUAUUCCAUUUGUGUUUUUUUACGUUUGAGCACCUCUUACCAUUAACUUGAAUUGUUGUGUGCCUGUAUUAGCAUAAAUACUUGGAAACUUUGAAUCUUGAUAUGUAGUUCUAUAUAGCCAUAUUGGCUUUGUGCUUUCUGUUGAUAAUGCAUAAACAGUAAAGUGAAUGACUGCA
Molecule: messenger RNA, 4686 nt
Organism: Procambarus clarkii (red swamp crayfish)
Lineage: Eukaryota; Metazoa; Arthropoda; Malacostraca; Decapoda; Cambaridae
Source: RefSeq, a predicted model, not a curated record